Molecule: messenger RNA, 13181 nt
Organism: Dermacentor andersoni
Lineage: Eukaryota; Metazoa; Arthropoda; Arachnida; Ixodida; Ixodidae
Product: tetratricopeptide repeat protein 5-like
Molecular function (GO): protein binding
Source: RefSeq, a predicted model, not a curated record
CACUUAUUGCGUCUAAAGCAAACAUAAUUUUAAUAUUUGUUUUUUUUUCGGCGUUUAAUAUUUUCUUUUGUAGAAAUGUCUAACGUUAAAAAUCGACAUUGCGGCCAGUGGUUCGCGCAGUUCGCGGCUUGAGACUGGCUUGCUAUUCAGCGCAAAAAUGGCAGACGACCGAACUGAGUCGUCGGAGCAGCGUGAACAGGCUAACGCCGUUUCGUUUUCUCUGGACUCUAUAAAGGAGGCCGUGGACGAGUUGUACACGUUUCGAGACAACUAUUACGUGAAAAACCCCAGCGCUUCUGAGAGGCAGAGAACUGAAGAUGUUGAGAAAAGGCUUAGGAAGAUUAUAGACGCAUUAGACGCACAAGGAGGAGCACUAGAAAAGGUGGACAGAGCAAAAUUCCAUAUGCUGAAAGGGAAAGCACUUAACAUUCAAGAAGACUAUAACCCAGAGGCACAUGAAGCACUUUCCAAAGCUGUGAAGCUCAAUCCCAAACUGGUCGAAGCAUGGAAUGAGCUUGGAGAAUGCUACUGGAAAAAAGGACAGAUUACGAAGGCACGCAACUGCUUUGAAGGUGUUCUGAAAGUGACAAAGGACAAAGUGUCGCUCCGAAACCUGUCUAUGGUCCUUCGGCAAGUUGGUGAAACAGAAGAAGAAAGGCUUAACAAUGUCUGUGAGAGUGUUGCAAAAGCUAAAGAAGCGUUGCAGCUUGAUAUCACUGAUGGAAAGACUUGGAGUAUUCUUGGUAAUGCAUACAUGACAGUCUUUUUUUCUGGUGCACAAAAUGUCAAGUCACUGCAGCAGGCUUUGGCAGCAUACUCUAGGGCUCUUGAGGAUCCACGAAUGCACUGCUGCUCUGAGCUAUUUCAUAAUCGCGCUGCGGCCUUGCAACAUGAGGAGGACUACCAGGGAGCUUUGGAGCAACUGGAGCGUGCCUGCUCCUUGGAGCCCCAUUGGACUGAGCCUCGGGAUAAAGCCCAGAACCUGAUGGCACACUUGGAACGACUGGCCAAUGCCAUUUCACAUAAGGGUCACCUUAAGCCACGCAAGAUCAAGGCUUUGCUAAGGGACCUAAAGGUGCAGCCGUUAGCAGGUCUUGAACCAGCCAAGUUACAAGAUCUGUGUCCUGGGAAGAACGCUGGCCGCCUGCUCACUGUAAAAGUGGCCUGCAGUGUCCUCUCCCAGGAGCGCUUUCCAUUCACUAUGUGUGCUUUGGAUGAAGAUGCUUCCUGUCUUGCUGUGAAUGUCUACAAUAUGGCUGAUGGACGGGGAUUUGUUGUUGGAGACUCUGUCGCAAUUCCUGAGCCAAAUUUUCAUCAUAUUCGAGUUAAUCACAAAGGCCUUGAGCUCACCUUCCCAAGCAUACGUGUUGACUCCCCAUUGGCCCUUAUUGUCAAUGGGAAAGCCUUGGGCAGUGAGAGCAGAGCACCUCUUCGGCUCCAAGUGGUCAUCAAGAAAGACUAGUGCCAUGUGUUCUUGCACCAUUGCCUAGCUGCAGUGUUGAGAGGAACAAACACUAGCCAGCCGGCUGGCCGGUUGGCAGCUGCUUCAAGCACUGAUAGUUACUUUAGCAAGUGCAGUACAAUGGUAGGAAUGUUGCCAUAGGACUGCGUGCAGAGUUGUUCACUAUUGGUAUAUAUUAUGGCCAUAUGUGUUUUAUGCUGAUGAAGUUUUAAGAGGGAGCUUUGGCUUGGGGCCAACUUCUAUUCCCCUAUUUGUAAGAUUUAAAUUGUUGCAUUUGAGGGAGUAAGUUAUGUUCUAGCAACUGUAGCAAGCGGAAUAUUUAUUUAGGACCUGAUAUUUCUUUACAAAUAUUGCUGAAAAAUCAGUAAGUAAUAAUAUAGUCGAACCCUCUUAUAACAAUAUUCAAGUGCCCCAAGAAUUCCAGUUUUAUAACCGAUAAUUGUUAUAACUAGGUUGCAUGAAAAAAUCAAAAUAGGGGGAUGGCAGAGCUGAUGUGAGAAAACUAUAAUGGUGGGGAGGCCAGAGCCCCUCCCCACCACCUUCUUCCAUCCGGCUGCCGAUUGUGUUCACUCGUUUAACUGCUUCCUGGGUGCUCCGUUUGCAUGUAUCAAGUCGCAGGUAUCAGCGUUAAAAGAAUGGCACUGCUAUAACAACUGCAAAGAGGGGUCACAGGCUCAAAUCGAUAUGCAAGCUCCGCCGAGUCAUCGCUUUAGUGGCCCCAAAAGGGGCCUUUUAAUAUAUGUGCGGAGGUUGCCGCGGCAGCCUGUCAGCUUGAGAAAUCCAGAAGAAACGCUGAGGUGAGAUCACCACAAGCAUCUCGCCACGUACUUCUCACUGGCUUGCACGCGGAAAACCCCGUGUCCAUCAACUUUGCAUGCUUUACGCAAAGCUUGCCGACAUCCUUCUCCAAGGCAUCCAUGUGCCCCACAUAAAUGCAGGGGAAGGUUCCUCGCGAGAACGAUGCCCCGGAGCCACUGAAUCAUCUGGCGGGCCUCCUGUGAGGAUAAUGCUGAGGCAGCCUGCCCUACUGUCUCAUCGCUGCCGUCAUUGCUGUCGCUAUCCGAUGCAAGCACGUUCGUGCUGAUCGCCUCAUCGGUUAGAAGCACUUAGUUUCCAAAUCUAUAGCCAUGCACUUUCCUUUCACUGGCAACGUAGUGCAUUGCUGAUGGUCAGCGGGAGCGUCAGCCAUCUUCCGUUUCGGCUGAGAGUCAAACAUGGCUGAAAAACCUCGUGGCCAGGAACAAUUUCGACGCAAACAACAAAGAUAAACGCAAGCAAUUAAGCUGUUUGCAGAACUGCACUGAAUGAGGGCAGUGCAGUUGGCACGGUCCAUUCGUGUUUUGGAGGGUGGUGCAGCGCAGAGCUAUGGGCGCAGCCCAUUCAUGUUCGGAGGGGCGGAAGGGUGACGGAAGAGAGGCGUGCGGAGAAGGCUGGAAAAUGAGCGUGCGGCGGCUGUUGGGUCAGCAGGCCAUCAUGCCGUGGCUCAAAUUUCUCUUUUUUUUUUUUUAUUUUCAAGGAUUUCACAUUACUCUACCUUUCGGCACGGGCACCCAGCAGCCACACCUCAUUAUUACAACCGAUAAUGCGGCAUCAGGGCAUUGUAAGCAGGUUGUUUACCAUAGAAAACAUACAAAAGUUGACGGUGCAGCAGCUUUUCAUUGUUAAAACCGGUAUUGUUGGAAGUGGGCUCGACUGUAUAUUGAAUCACAAAAAAAAAAAAAAGGUAUUGAGAAUCUGCAAGCUGCAUUUGUUACAGAAUCUAAAGUGAACAAAUUAUCAGUAUAAAUUUACAGGUUACAUGAAAUCAUUACAAUCCUUACGAGGUAUUUAUAACAACAUAGUGCUCACUAAACAAUCAGUUAUCUCGGGUUGCCUACAGUUUGCACUUCCCUCAAAUUACCUCCAAAAUAGGGUGUGCGCGACUUCACUCAGCAACACCACGUGCAGCCAUAGCCAAACUAGAAGAGAAGUGCAUUAACCUGCCCCUCCCCGCUCUCCUCCCUCCCCAACACACGCACAUUUCCCCACUCCCCCUCCUACGCGUAAGAACAAGCCGCCAUGCUUUUCAGUUCACCCUCGCACACUUCCCUUGCACCUACAACAUACGGCAGGCGGCCACGAUCUUAAUGCACUUAAGACUUUAUAUGGAAGAUCACGGUGACUGAAGGAAUUUGCCUGGAGUGUUCAUAUAAUUGCUUUUGCAAUAAAAGACAGCGAACUUGUGCGACGUUGCAGUAUCACGACCUGAUUUUCAGCAAGGCAGUUUCUUUUGAGCAGUUGCAAGUAGAAUGUAGUUGUCUGUAAUUAAAUGACAUACUUGUAAUGCUGCCCAUAUAUGACUCACCCAUUUGAAACCUUGCCCACAUUUAACACUUUCAAACACUUGCCUAAGGUAUUUUUCAUAAGGGCAGUAAUUCAUCCACACACAUGACCACAUCAGCCAUAAUGUUCCCCCCAUUUUUGCUAAAUUUAAUCUCUGUGGAGUGUAUAGUUCUGCCAGGGCAGCAGGCUGUAUUUUCAUUUGUAGAACACAUAACACUCCAGAGCACUUGCGUACAUAAUUUAUUGCAAAGGCCGCAAUUAACCCACACUCUUUGUGUUUUGCCUACACAUUGCCCAUAGCCUACCCUUAUUUUCAACAAAUAUAAACGAGGUGCCUUGUUCAGUUCACCGAGGAGCAUUUAGCAAUUUUCACUUAGCUCUGAAUUGAUGCACAAACUUCAAAAUUUGCCUGCACAUCAUCGAUUAGCAUGCCCCUCAGUUCUCUAAAAUGCAAACUUAGUGAGUCCAGUUCUUUCAGGGCACUAUCAAAACAGGCAUAUAACAUCUUUAAGAGCUUUUUGUGGCACUAUCGGAUUUGCUGAAGUACAUCAACUUUCUCCACUUCAGUUGUCUUAAUAGCUGGAUGUGAGUUACAGAGCUGAAAACUUGGUACUUGAGUUCUUUGAUAUUGCCACGUGCUAUUCUAAGAUGAUGAUGUGAACUGUUGGAUUUAGUGGGAUGGAGCCGUAAGCGGCCCCUGGCUGAUCUGAUGGCACCGUGCUUAAGCUGACUUCCAUGUUGACCAGUGCGUGCUAUACCUUGUAAACACACCAUGUAAAUAGUUUAUCUUACAUACUUCCACAUAACAUUUAUUUGGUGGAAGUGCUGGGUUCUUCUUCAGACGAUGGAGCUUUGCAGCAGACACCAUUUUGAAUCUGCCACCAUGCUUCCAGGUCUUGACAUGUUGCCACCAGCUACACCUGCGACCACCACCAAAUUUAUCAUCCUCUCACAGCCCUACAAUCCUGGCACAUUUUCCGGGACCAAAACCGUUGACGUGGAUGAGUGGCUCAGCAUGGUACGAGCGUGUCAGCAAACAGAAUGGCUGGGAUCCGACUGUCAUGCUGGCGAACGUCAUAUUUUACCUUGGCAGAAGCCCUCGCGUCUGGUUUCAGACCCAUGAGGACGAUAUCACCAGCUUGGACACAUUCAAGCAGCAAUUCCGCAAGCUUUUCGGCAACGUGUUUGGUUGACAGCUUGCCGCCAAGAAACAACUGGCGGUACAUACCCAGAUAUCAACUGAGCCUUACUUUUCAUACAUACAGGACGUGCUGGCCUUGUGUCUACUAGCUGACCAGAAGAUGUCCGAGGCUGACAAGAUCGCCCACAUUUUGAAGGGUAUCGCAGACGACACGUUCAAUCUGCUCAUCUUCACCAACGUGACCACCGUUGACAGUGUAAUCAGAUUGCCGUCGUCUAGAGCAAGCGAAAUUCUGGCGCAUCUCACGUCAGUUUGAAUGUCUACCGAAUACCGCUGCAACGUCGUCCUGCGAGGCAACUCCUUGUCAGCUAUCCUCAUCAGAUGACGUGACGCGCAUCGUCUGUUGAUAACUCGAGGCCGCAUGUCCAGCUUAUAAACCCACUGUAUCUGAGACAUCAACGCCGGCUGUUUCUUUGAUCCAGGCCACUCACAACCUGUGCUCCACAGCUCUUUGUGAGCUUCACGACACCCCAACCACUGGCCACCUUGGUGUUACUCGGACACAUGGCCGCAUGCGCCGUCGCUUGUACUAGCCUGGCCUAGUCCACUCAGUGCGGUGUUAUGUCAGCGCCUAUGAGCUCUGUCAAUGGCAGAAGAAACAAUCUAUGCUUCCUGUUCAGUAUCUUCAGCCCAUUGAUGUCCCACCUGAAUCCUUUUUUCGUGUCGGUUUGGACCUUCUUGGACCAUUUCCUGCGUCUGCUUCAGGCAACAAAUGAGUUGCUGUAGCUCCUGAUUACGUGAUGUGUUACGGAAUGACACGAGCGCUGGUGACCAGCUAUGCUUCAGGUGUGGCGGACUUUCUCCUCCGUGAUGUAAUUUUAGUAUGCGGUGCCCCGUGUCAAUUGCUGACUCACCAAGGCCGUUCCUUACUGUCUAAAGUCAUUGAUGAUAUCCUGCGCUGCUGCUCCACGCAGCACAAGAUCACCACCUCAUACCAUCUCCAGACAAACGGGCUCACCGAGCACUUGAAUUGGAUAUUAACCAACAUGCUUUCCAGGUACGUGUCAUCUGACCACCGUGAUUUGAACCUUGCACUGCCAUACGUGACGUUCGCAUAUAAUUCCUCAGAUCAGCGAGAUCAGGUCUAGGCCAUCCUGCCAACUGAAGCAGCCGCCAAGACCCAAGGGAUCUCGGCCGUCUGCUAGGGGUGGAGGGAGGCUGUGUCCGUCCUUGUGAUUGCUGGCAUCAAUAAAAGCUGACUCCCUUUCUCCUGCCACAAUGCUGUUGGAUACUCCCCCUUUUACCUUUUGUUCGGAUAGGCUUUACCGAUGGACGCAUUUCUCCCUUGCCUUGCAAAUUGGACACAUUUCUCCCUUCCCCUGCAGCUUCGACUAGUGAAUGUGCAUGCGAUGCCAUUGCAUAGGCUGAUUAUGCACGGCAGAUAGCCCGUAGUAGACUUGCCACUUCCCAAGAAGAUCAGAAGCGCCUUCACAACCAGUGACACCGCAACGAAUGUUUUGCUCCAAGUGCCUUCAUGCUACUUUAGGCCCCCUCCCGUCAUGUGGGCCUUUCUGAAAAGCUCCUUCCUCACUACAAGGGCCCAUACCGUGUCCUUCGACAAGUGACUGGUGUCACGUACGACAUUGUGUCCGCCAGUCCUACAACAUCUUCUGUUCCAUUGUCCACCGAUGUCGUCCAGGUUUCGGGACUUAAGCAGUACCACCCUUCUUCUGCUAUAGAUCCUUAGUGGUGUCGGGCUGGCUGCUGGAGGUCAUGCUAUGUGUUAUUCUAAGAUGAUGAUGUGGACUGUUGGAUUUAGUGGGACGUACCCAUAAGCAGCCUCUGGCUGAUCUGAUGAUGACGACGUGCCUUGUUGGCUUCCAUGUUGGCCAGUGCUUGCUACCCCUUGUAAAUACACCAUGUAAAUAGUUUAUCUACUGUGAUUCCACGUAACAAUAUUUCAAUUUUCAACAACUUUUGUGAAAAAGUUUACAGCCUAAAUAAAGAAUAUCUGACGAUUUCGACACUCCCUAAUGCAAAACUUGAGUGCAGCUGUAUACAUGUUUUCAUUUCGCAAUAUAUUGAGGCAAAGAACUUGAGACUGAAGUCACUGCCCCAACUGGCAGGGGGCUUGUGCCGUCGGCGCCUUCACACGGGGUAGGGCAGUAUGGGAACACUGGCAUGAUUAGCGGCAUCGGAGCCAGCUGUGGAAGAAGACAAUGAAGCAUGAGCAGUGGCAUGAGCAUGAGAGGCAGUAUGGGAAUGCUGGCAUGAUAAAUUGCAUCUGAGCCAGCUGCAGAAGAAGACGACGAUGGUGAACGUGCGAGCAGUGGCACUAGCGUGGUUACGCUGAGAGACACUGACACUCAACCAAGGAAUGGCUGCCUAAGAGCUGCGCUCUGAAUAUCUGCUUCUUACAGUCACUAGACUAACUUGCUCUUUUAAAUGCAACAAACUUAAUCAAAUUCGGUGCCAUGGUUGCCAAGAAAAACAAUUUCUCCAUUCCCACGUACUGUUAAACCUCGAUAUGAUGAACUUCAAUAUAACGAAAUUCUCGAUAUAACGAAGUAUUGAACUUCUUAUAACUUCUUGUCCAUAGAACACCAUGUAUUUUGAACCUCGAUAUAACAAAGUGUUUUUAUACAGGAUUUCAGUACAACAAAAUUUAUCUGCCGCCGCAAAGGAACACAGAGAUAAUAAAUAGAAACUUCCACGGAUGCAGAUGGUCAACUAGUUGAAUAACGUGCGACUGCUUGUGAACACACCAAAUCGUGAGCUGUGCAACUGAGAGCAACUGCCAAAGUGGAGCAGCGCCAUGUUCCAUGUAAAGUCCAACUAUGAUAACAUCCUAUCACGCCCCGCGGGCUGUAUGCUUUAGGCUCUUUAUGUGCAAGUGAAAGGAUCUAAGGGUGAGCCAAGAAGGAUGGUGGCUUGAUGAACUAAGUCUUCCCAUACAGACAAGUGGAAAGGGGGGCCAGCUUAUGCUAAUGUGAUCAAGCAUGCACGAGGGCAAGGGGAAGGGAGUGGUGGGCAGGUUGGCGCACGUCUUCCUUUCUAGCACGGCUGUGGCUGCAAGUGGCUGUCAGCAUGGCUGAACGCUCAUGCAGCCCACGUGCCCUGUUUUAGAAGUCAUCCAAGGUCUAUCCAAAUGGGUCGCGAAGCUUCAGGCGAAAAGCAGUGCAGAACCAACUGUCACCGACAUCAACAAGGUUGGUUAUGGGAGCAGCAAUUGAAGCAUGACUGUGUGAGGAGGAAAGAAACAUUAAGAAAAACAUUUUAUGUAAAAUGAGGCACUAUUAGAUUUUUUUUAACAAAAAUAAAAUUCCUAAUAAAUGUUGUAUGAGUGUUGUGGAAAGAAAAGACAACUCUCUUUAUCAUUGGCAAGAAAUGCCUCCUUUUCUAUGCGCACUAUAAGAGGGGGGCAUUCACGCAUCUAUAAAUUGCAUUACAGUGCAGCUCUUGAAACGUGCAGAAAGGCGCGAUCGUAAAUUUCGCUUACUAUACACCCCCCUCGGACGUGUUUUUUCAUUGUCAACAUUUUGUCUGAAUUUCUCUGAGGCGGUGUUCGCAAGAUGUUUCAUCGUUCAAUGUGUUCAGUCAAAAGUAGUGAGUUACGGCUGCAAGAUAAUUGUUUACUUCAGCUGCCUUCGUGUGGCUGUGCUGGCCGAUAGACCUGGCAUCUAACAAUGCAACCAGCACUCAACACCCAAAGCUUUCUUUGGCCUACGAGGGACUAAUGAUCUGUUCAUGGGUGCAAUUUUGACACCUGUACUGGCGAUGUUCUGCUGCAUUGCUUUCCAUGCUGAAAGCUCUAAACGCCCAUUGAGUCGAAUUGCUGGUCAUUUGAAAAUACAGCUCCAACAUUAGGCCACCAAAACAAAUUUCGUGCCUUUUACAACAGAAAUGAGGUCACUUCUGUUAAUAACUUCGUAUUGCCAAUGUCAUGCUGUGCCAUUGUUGGCAAAGCAUGAAACCGUAUCUUUCAUCACUUACUCUAAAAUUCAGCUGAUUCUUUUUCCAUUCAAGUUUGCUUUUUCAGUUGCCUGAUUAUUUGGAAAAUUUUGUGGCUUGUUCCGUGUAAGAAAAAUAAAUCAGCGACUGUACUUGUGUACAUAAUAGAUCUAAUUUCAGUACAACUGAAUUUCCGUAUAACAAAGCAAAUUGCCUAUUUUGCUGCAUCAUUAUAUCGAGGUUUAACUGUAUUUAGAUUGGCUUCAUCUUAAGCUAAAGCUCCCUCUGAAGAAAAUGUGUGAGUGUGCUGAUAUAGUAUGUUAAAUAUUUUGGAAUGAAAGCACAGUGAGAAUAGUGAAGCUUUUGUUCUAGCAUAUAAUAGGUGUAAAUAUUACAGCUGAAGUUUUCAUAUGUGUUGCUCUUGUUGGCUGGUGGGCAGCAAGAAAUUUGUUUUCCUGUAUCUACAGCAUUGUACUGCUGCCAGUGUUGUGAGGAAAAGGCUGAACUCGCUAAAAAGUUCCGUUUGUUUACAUCUAAAUGGUACGCAGUGUGUCCCAACUAAUUUUAAGCCUUAAAAAUGAAGUAUUCUGUACUUAUGAAAUAGUUGGGCUCCUUAUGUUGUUUGCACUGGAUGUUGCAGAUGUAACCCCUCACAAUGUGUAGAUAGUUGAUUUGUGUGAAGUAUUUGACGGUUUGAGCAAACAGACUUUCUAACAUAUUUUUUAUUUUUAUUCUUGCAAGAAAGGCAGGAAGGUUAGUUGGUGUCAGAUGCACCCUGCCGAGUUCUGUGCAAAAGUUAGAAGAGAAUCAACAGAUGUAUGCAUGUGUUGUGUGGUACAGGGAUUUGCUAAAGGCACAACUCCAGUUGAGUGUUCUUUGAAAAGUCUAAUGUGACACCUUUUCUUAGCUUGCACAUUUCUUGUGUGGCCAAAGAGCCCCGUGGCUAUGAAUACAUGGCUGGAAAGAGGCAAAACUCCAAUUAAUUGUUCUUUAAAAAGUGUAAUGUGACACCCUCCUUUUUUUUUAACUUGCAGAUUUCUUGUUAGGCCAAAGAGUGCCAUGGCUAUGCAUACAUGACAGGAAAGUAGCCAGUGUCUGGUGUUCAAGUGCAUGUGAAAGGCAGCUGUAAAAAUAUGCCUUGGUCUCGUGAGUCAUGGUUUGGGUUGUUGGCAUGGAUGACAGAGUGUGGAUACUCCCUUUGGAACAUGAUGCCCAGAUAGAUCCUGAUGGAUCUAUCUGGGCAUUGAAUUAUGUGGUUUUGUUGUAAGGUUGUUGCAAGUUAAUUGAGCCCUUUGAGUAGCAUUUGCAACAGCCUUUAUUUGCAACACCAGAAAUAUUUUUAACAUGUUCAAUAAUGAGGUAAUCCAAAAACAAGCUACUACCUUGCAAAUUAGGGCUCUUAUUGUCAGGUACUAGUGUUACGUAACAUUUAUUCUUAGUAUUACUAUAUCUGUAAGCUUCUCUAUAAGAUUGUUCACAUUGCUAAUGGUUUAUGACCAUGGUUGUUGGCCACAGGGAAGUACACAGGAACCUGCUUUUCAUGGUUUUAUGGUGGCUAAAGUAGGGUCACUUUAGAAGGGCCACUCUGAAGGUUUCUCAACAAGCUUAUUCUUCCAACAAUUUGGAAAUGAAGCUUGCUUUGGAAAGUCAUUGAUGUGGAUUUUGAUGUGCCUAGCAGUACCUUUUUGGUUAAAAGGUUCUUCAGUGGAGCUACUGUAGAGUUGACUGAAGCCAUUCACAGUUUUCAGUAGCAGAUGGAGAACAGCUCCUUGAGCUUGUAGGGUUUCUGGAAUAGCCAUGACAUCAGUAGUGGAGUAUAUUGUGCAACUUUGUUUAUAAUUUUUAACAUUGUUAUUGGAGUCUGAGAUGUUGUUCUUUGAGUGUAUACAAGCUUGAACAAUUUACUUGUGGUGAGCUAGCACUUUUAUUUUAUGUUGUUUUAUUCUGAUGCUGAUGGGUAAAUAGAGACAUUCAAAGAUCUCAAUGAUUUGCUAAGCAUACUACAGCUGUGAACUAGUUCUUGGAAAUAUUGAGCUUCUUUCACACAUGGUGGAAGGGAAAAUGCAGACUUGUUAAGACUAAUUGAGGUUUGUAACAACUGUGGGAAUUAUUGUUAUAUCUGUUAGUGUUGCAGCACUUGCCCAUUUGGUGCUCAGUAAUAUGGCAAAAAAGACUAGCUGAGAAGGACUUCAUCACAGAGAGAUGCUGUUGGGGCUGCAGAAAAAAUAAAUGGGGCCAAAGCACGAUGGGGUGGAGUCUGUAGGCAUUUAUGGAGUGACUAGCAAGUUUGUCGUUCACUUUCUUGGAUGGUUAUUGUGGUCACAAAAUUCAUGGCUAAUUUGAAGUGAUGGUCAUCUGUUAGGCUGACUAGAAACACACUGCAGUCUCCAGGCACUUUUGGAUUGAAUGACUAUCAUCGUGGAUGGUUUAUAUGGGCACUCAACUUUGCUAGUGGUCACGUUCAGAAUGGCGUCCAAAUGUUUUGAUACGUCAUAUUAUUUGCUGUUAAGUCUUGAGCUAUCUGGUUACUCUAGUGGGGCAAGUUUCUAUGUUAAACAUGUAGAGCUGAUCCCUGUAUACAUUGGCAAGCAGCAUUGUCGCAUGGUCACCACUUUGAAAAUAUUUUUCUGUUGUGCACUUUGAAAUGCCAGUGUGUUCUCUUAACCCUUUAACUACCAAGCCCUAGUUGUACCCAUCCAAGCUGUUUGUACCAAUAUCACUAAUGAGCCGACUUGUCCAGGCAACAGCUUCUACUGUUUUGCAUGUCCAAAAUUGUCAACUUAGUUCUCGCAGUGCUUUAGAGUUUUGGUACCCGAACAUAUUUUUCGAAGCUUUCGAUUACUUUCGCUAUUGAUUACUGUCAUUCUUAAGUUCAGGUUAUCGCACUCGAGCCUUGCAUUUGUGCAGAGUGAAAGUCUAUUUUCCAGAGCAGAUGUCUUUCAUUAAUAUUUCGGGUGAAUACAAGAGGUACAGACACAUGCAAUACGUUUUUCAAAUUUGAAUAUAAUGUGCAAGAAUUUGCUGGAAUAAAAAAAAAAUUGGGGAAAUUUCGUACACUUUCUUAUGAGAGAAGUUGGGAGUUAAAGGGUUAAGUGCUUCUACACCUCCUUAGGUAUUGUCUCUUAGGUGCAAAGCACAUUGAAUACUGUUUGCAACUGAUAAGUAAACACUUUUUCUUUCUGUUAGGCCAGAAAAUGUCCUGGCAAAUUAAACAGGCAAAGUGUGAUGUGCAUGUCUUUCUUAAGUUAAAAGCAAAGCUGUUUAGGGAGAAAUUUUUUGUUUCAUGUGCACUGUGCAUAAUGGGAACCAAGUGUAGCCUGUUUUUAAAUAUUUUAGUAUACUCAUGUAGAAUGCAAACCUAGUUUGAGUCUUGCACAUGCAUAGUGUUGCUGACAUUACUCAUUCGGUGCCCUAAGCUGUGUGUAGGGGCAGUGCUCUUGCAGAGGUAGGCGUUACGCAUUCUUUGUGGAAUUGCUACUUUGUUGAAAGAUGGUGAUAAGCAAUCUAAUGCUGGGAAUGGGCAAGGACAGCAGGAGGGAGGUCAUGGUGUGGAUGGUUUGAAUAUUAAUUCCUGCGCAUAGCAGUUGUCAAAAAGCUUCCAGCACAGAAUGCAAUUUGUUCACAGAAGCUUUUUUAAUAGCAUUAGUAAACAAUCAAAUUAUAAUAAUUAACUUCUUUGGCAGCCAAACAAAGUGCUCGUGCUUGCUCCAACUCCAACUACUCUGUGCUAGUUUAUUAUUUGAUAGAUCGCCAAGUUUUCUGAGAUCUAGGUCCAAACUAUGUGGUGCAUCCUUGUAAAUAACGUAUCUUUGUGGUGAGUAUUGUUAAAAACUUUUUUCUCCUUUGUCACUGUUAAUGUCUUGUGACCCGAUACAUUUCAUCACCUUGCCUUAAAACAGUUUUCUUUUUCUUGUUCACAUUGGUCAUACUUGCUGUCAGAACACUUUCAGAUGAACUGGUCACAGUGUUGCCUGUGUAUUUGCAUAUUAGUUAGAAACAGUGCACUACACUUUAUUUUUCUUAUUUUCUUGCUCUUCUUGUUUGGCUGAGAGGUUGCAAUUUUCACUUAUAUCUUGAUGAAUAAGCAGGCAGUACCUGCAACAUCUUGAGUUUUGUACAUGAAUUGUAUGCAUACUGUGAAGCAUUGUGGGAUACUUUGCAACUUAUACAUUGCUGUUAUGUCUGAAUGUUUUUGAAAUCAGUCUGAUCGGACUUGUUCUGUGCCCUAAAAGCUGCACUUCACGAAAACAUACUGUACUGUUGCUCUUUGCUAAACUGCUCUACGACUUCUUUUAUGGAAGGUGA